GCGUCUCAGCUAUAAAGUGUGCGCGGGCAUGACCGCCGCAGUGGCGCCCGUGUGGCUCCUGAGCCAGCCCGCACUCGGCACCUGCGCACCCCUACUCCUCCAGGUCCCCCCAGCGCCGCUGACCCCGCCAUGCCGAGGGGCUUUCUGGUGAAGCGAACUAAACGGACAGGCGGCUCUUACCGGGUGCGCCUGGCGGAGCGAGGCUUCCCUCUGCCGGGACCCCAGGUGGUGCUGCCCUUUCCCGAGGGGGCUCCCAGCUCCUCUCUGCCCAGGGUGGAGCCGGAGGCGCCCCCCACCCAGGAGGAGCCGGGAAAGGGGCCAGAGGAGGCAGCCUGGGCACUGUCGGGGUCGCCCUGUCGGGCGGCUGGGGUGAGCCCGGGGGCGGGCGGACGGGAACGCACAGAGUGGAGGGCGGAUGGCCGGGAGGGUACCGGGCCCAGCCCCAGCCCCGCGAAGCCAGCGGGCGCCGAACUGCGCCGGGCGUUCUUGGAGCGCUGCCUCAGCUCGCCCGUCUCCGCCGAGUCCUUCCCCGGGGGCGCCGCGGCCGCGGCCGCUUUCUCCGCACCGACCCCGGGGGACCAGUUCCUGCUGCCGCUGCGGGCACCAUUCCCAGAGCCCGCGCUCCAGCCGGACCCCGCACCCCUGUCGGCCACCCUGCACGGCCUGAAGCGCCGCACCAAAGUACCUCUGGGUUGCGCGUCCGGUCUCUCGGCCACGGGAGUCAAGAAGCCAAAGGCCAUGAGGAAGUUGAGCUUCGCAGAUGAGGUGACCACAUCGCCUGUCUUAGGCCUGAGGAUCAAGGAGGAGGAACCCGGCGCGCAGCCCCGGGGCCUGGGGGACAGCCGCACGCCGCUGGGGGAGUUCAUCUGCCAGCUGUGCAAGGAGCAGUACGCAGACCCCUUCGCGUUGGCCCAGCACCGCUGCUCCCGCAUCGUGCGCGUCGAGUACCGCUGCCCUGAGUGCGACAAGGUCUUCAGCUGCCCCGCGAACCUUGCCUCCCAUCGCCGCUGGCACAAGCCGCGUCCGGUGGUGGCAAACGCCACCGUCUCCUCCGCCGACGGGAAGCCGCCGCUGCCCCCGCCUUCAUCCUCCACUAACUCCGGGGCGGCAGAGUCUUUCCUGGCGGAGGGGAAGGAGAACAGCCGGGCAGAGCGGACCGCGGAUCAGCACCCGAGGGCCGCGGACAGCUCCACGCAGGAUCAGCACCAGGACAGCGCCCCGCGCCAGGGCCUCCAGCUGCUCGUGCAGCCGGAGCCGUCGCUGCCGCAGGCCCCUUACACCGAGCGGGUGCUGGGGCGCCGGGUGCCCGGGCCGGGCGGUGCCAGCGGCGGUGGGGGCGCCGAGAUCUUCGUGUGCCCAUACUGCCACAAGAAGUUUCGUCGGCAAGCCUAUCUGCGCAAGCACCUGGGCACUCACGAGGCGGCCUCGGUUCGCGCGCUCGCCCCGGCCUUCGCCUGCCCGUUGUGCGGGGCGCACUUCCCGUCUGCAGACAUCAGGGAGAAGCACCGGCUGUGGCAUGCUGUCCGCGAGGAGCUGCUCCUGCCCGCUCUGGCCGGGGCUCCUCCUGAGGCGCCGGGCCCAGGCGGGGCGCCCGAUGGGAGCCCUCAGCAGAUUUUCUCGUGCAAGCACUGCCCGUCCACUUUUUUUAGCUCCCCGGGGCUCACCCGGCACAUCAACAAGUGCCACCCCUCGGAAAGUCGGCAGGUGUUGCUGCUGCAGAUGCCACUGCGGCCUGGCUGUUGAAGGCUGAAAGACGUGGAAGAUGUCUAAGUUGGCCAUGGAGAAAACAGAUCAUGAGGAUUUCUGCGGGGCUUCCUUCGGCUUUCAAGUUUACUGUCUUGACUUGCCAUGUUUUCUCUCCUAACACUCCCAGUAGUCAGUGUUCCGCCAGAAGAGCGGGCAGCAACGUGUGAGCUCUCUCUAGAGCAGGUAUGUAUAAGGAAUCAACAUUCGCAGUCAGACCGUCAGCUUUAAGUCCUCCCCCACUUUCCCACUGACAGCAUUUCCCGCCUUCCCCUCUACCCCAGACUCUGGAGCCCCUAACAAAUUCUGAUUUGUAAUUCCUAUGGAAAGUCGCAGUGAGUGCGUGCAUGUUUCGGUUCUUCAGAGGGUUCUGGCUACCAAAAGUGGUAGUCACCAUUUUUUUUUUCCUCUCUUGCCAUCACAGGCGCCUAUGUAGUUUCUGUCUCUGUAGGGUCAGAUAUUUUACACUGUAUAUUCUGUGAAUUAUGUGAUUGGUGCCAAACUUACAUGGGAACCAGAUUCAAGCCAUGUGUCCAUAGCAGGAAAUGUAAGAGCAUAUUUGCUGCAUUUGGGAGUGUAGGGCUCUCCCUUGGAACAUUUCAUUUUCACAAUUUUCUGUACUGGUCCACUCUUGAGUUAGUGUUUGGAGGUGGGGAGGGUGCUCCUUUACUGGAAGGGGUUGAGACACUCCCAUAUUGCCAUCUUCAGCUGUUUUGUGUGCAGUGUUGAGGAAGAAACUAUUUAAAACCUUUCUUUUAAAUAGUUUUUUGAAGUGUAGAACUCCUUUAAGUUUGGUUGUUUCAUUGUUUCACCCCAACUGUUUAAUGCUUCUGUUGUAAAUCUUACGCUGUAUUAUUUACAAAACUAUGUUCAGUUUAAGGAAGAUGUUAACAUCUAUAAGCCACUGUGGAACUGAAUCACAAUUCACUCAAUAUUUACUAUUUUCUUUUAAGCGGCAACUUAGUUUUGAAAUUUCUUUGUAAACCAUAUUCAGUGUACAUUCUAUACUCAUGCCAGUUUGGGACACUGAGCGCACUGGCUGACAGCUCAUAUUUGUAAGAUGCUUACCACCAAAUAAAUAUAC
Oryctolagus cuniculus (rabbit) is the source of this 2827-nucleotide messenger RNA. It is a transcript of the gene INSM2, whose product is annotated as INSM transcriptional repressor 2. Gene Ontology annotation, biological process: neuron differentiation; regulation of cell cycle process; negative regulation of transcription by RNA polymerase II. The record is from RefSeq and is a predicted model, not a curated record. Gene Ontology annotation, molecular function: DNA-binding transcription repressor activity, RNA polymerase II-specific; RNA polymerase II cis-regulatory region sequence-specific DNA binding. Gene Ontology annotation, cellular component: nucleus; transcription repressor complex. Lineage: Eukaryota; Metazoa; Chordata; Mammalia; Lagomorpha; Leporidae.